Messenger RNA from Meriones unguiculatus (Mongolian gerbil), 2142 nucleotides. It is a transcript of the gene Zcchc17, whose product is annotated as zinc finger CCHC-type containing 17. Lineage: Eukaryota; Metazoa; Chordata; Mammalia; Rodentia; Muridae. Gene Ontology annotation, biological process: RNA stabilization. The record is from RefSeq and is a predicted model, not a curated record. The coding region runs from base 162 to 887 and encodes 241 amino acids. Gene Ontology annotation, molecular function: zinc ion binding; RNA binding. The transcript has 8 exons.
GGCUGGCGUCCCUCCCAGGCGCGCCGUGCAUUGUGGGUGAGAACGAGCGGAGCAGCUUCGGCGUUCCUGGCGAUGAAGCGGCGCCCGGGCUAGGAGGCGGCGCGGAGACGUUUGAAUUAGCUUUAGCAGAAGAGAAAUGGAGGAGCCAUAGAAUAUUAAGGAUGAAUUCAGGAAGGCCUGAGACCAUGGAAAACUUGCCUGCACUCUAUACUAUUUUUCAAGGAGAGGUUGCUAUGGUGACAGACUAUGGAGCUUUUAUCAAAAUCCCAGGCUGUCGGAAGCAAGGUCUGGUCCAUCGAACUCACAUGUCAUCCUGUCGUGUGGAUAAGCCUUCUGAGAUAGUAGAUGUUGGAGACAAAGUGUGGGUGAAGCUUAUUGGCCGAGAGAUGAAAAAUGAUAGAAUAAAAGUGUCCCUCUCCAUGAAAGUUGUCAACCAAGGAACUGGGAAAGACCUCGAUCCCAACAACGUUAUCAUUGAGCAAGAAGAAAGGCGGAGGCGGUCCUUCCAGGAUUACACCGGGCAGAAGAUCACCCUUGAGGCUGUCCUGAACACGACCUGCAAGAAGUGUGGCUGCAAAGGCCACUUUGCAAAAGACUGUUUCAUGCAGCCAGGAGGAACCAAGUAUUCUCUGAUCCCUGAAGAGGAAGAGGAAAAGGAAGAGGCAAAGGAAGAAGGAACUGAAAAGCCUGAUCCCACAAAGAACUCUUCUAGGAAAAGAAAGAAGGAAAAGAAGAAAAAGAAACAUAGAGACAGGAAGUCAUCCGUCAGUGAUAGCUCUGACUCUGAGAGUGAUCUGGGCAAGAAGGCAAGGCAUACAUCAAAAGACAGCAAGGCUACAAAAAAGAAGAAGAAGAAGAAGAAACACAAGAAGAAGCAUAGGGAAUGAGGGUGGACUGGGCCGAGGCAGCCCUGGCUCCAGAAAGACUCAAUAGUGAGAAUAUGGGCUCCCACCCCACUGACUUUGUCCCCGUGGUCUCCUCACGCAGCAAGCAGAUUGGGGAGCAAGAGGGUGGCUCCCAAAAUGUUUUUUCCUUAUUGCUCCUGAUCCCUUUGCAAGUGACCCCCGCAGCCAUUGCAUUCAUAUACACGAUUUUCUCAUUCAGCAGAAGGUUCUAGUCCCAUCCCCGGCUGCCACUGCCAGAGCUGGAUUCCUUUGCAGGAUCCAUGCUAGAGCCACAGGUGCUACUGUGGAGGUGAGCCUGGCUGUCAAGAGAGCAGCCCUCCCCUGCCUGCUACCUGGACCAGUUGUGGGUAGAGUCUUCAGCCUUCAUUAGCGGCAGGAGGGAGAAGUGUUUCACUUCUCCAUUCCCUCAUCCAGGGCCUGUAUUUAAAGUGACAGCCAUGGCGAGAAUAGUCUUUGCAGCGACUGCUGAACCUGAGAUCUGAAGCCAUGGUCAUUGCUCUGCUUUCUGUCUAUCACUAUGUGAGUGAUUGCUUCCAUUUCGGGUCUCUGCUUAAAAUCCUGGCAUAAGUGGAAACGUGUUUGGUUUUAAACUUUCCGGAAGGCAGUAUUUCUAUAAUCCUUCCUGGGUAACUUACAGACUUAGCACAUCAGUUCACAGAAAACAUUUAAUAUGUUAUCUGAGACCCUGGAAAGAGGCCACGCCAAGGCCACUAGCAGGUCACAGCUUUCUUGAGGUCACUUAUAAGCCCUCUCUUCCAUAGUGAAGGCUUCUUUCCCCUGGGCUGAUUAGAACACCAGGAAGACUUUGUGACUUUGGGGACUUGCUGGGCAUGAGCCGUGGCUUAGGAGUCACCUCCCACCACAGUGCUCACUGUUGGACCCUGUGUCCUGAGCCUGUACUCCAGGAGGGGGGGGGUGACCUCAGUACACCAUAGAGUAUUCUGUGCAGGAUGGAGUGGAUCGGCCACUCAUUGACAGUCAGCUGAUCUGACCAUGGGCAGGUCAGUGUAAAGGGAUUGGGUAGACACUGCUGCUCCCUCACUGGUGGCCUGACGCUGUCCACUCGGCUCCUAUCAGUGCUGCUUUCCAGGUGACCUGCAGGCUGUCACUUCAGUCUGUGGCACACAGGAAAGUCAGGCAAAAGGCAACUGGGUGGCCUUGGCUCUGCUUUAUUGACCUCAGAGCACCCUUUGAGUACAGUUUUAAAAAAUAAACCACAUACACAAUGGGAACUGGA